GGUCCCAAAGAGACAGCCGCUGAAAUUAAAAGGCGCAAGAACAAGGGGAUGGAAAUCGACGAGAAGGCUCUCUUUGAUCCCAACGUUAUAUCUCCUGGGACGGAAUUUAUGGUGCGAUUGCACGACUUCCUCAAGAAAUUUAUCGCCAGCCAAAUCACCUCCGAUCCGGUCUGGCGUCGCAUCGACAUUAUCUUUUCGGGUCAUGACGCGCCUGGUGAAGGCGAACAGAAGAUACGGGAGUACAUGUCGUAUCGACGUUCUCUGCCGGACUACAAACCAACUGAGCGACACUGCCUGUACGGCAUGGAUGCGGAUUUGCUGUUUAGAACGUUGUUAUUAACUGUAGAUAUUCUUGGGCCUAGCCACCCACGAACCGAAUCUCUGCAUUCUUCGGGAGAACGUGUACACAGUCAAGUAAAGUGGGCAGUCGAGGGUCUGGCCAGGCAGCUGUCAUCUUCCCAGCCCUUAUCGGUUACCACGCGCACUUCACUCUGUUGCACACUUUCCCCUCUACUCCCCAACGGUAGUUCAAAGGUCUCAAUCUCUUAUCACGUCUUCCAACCUCCAACUUGCAUCUUUCCCCCUCGCACUGCGUACGCGACGAGCGACCUGUCUUUGAAACCUCGGCUGAGCAGUCAGUUUGACGAGGAGUCCUGGAAAGUUCAAGCUCUGCGUCUCAGGUCGAAGGAGCCUUCCACAACGCUUGCACAUCACUCUGGGGUCUCCAACCUCGCUGAUUGGCUACUCGUAGCGCCAAAGGACGGAGAGCAGACAUGCGAUGACAGGCACAUUGCCGUGCAUUCACCCAUGGAUACGAAGGACUUGCGUGUAUCUCCGCGUCCACAGGACAUCCCCUUCUGCCUCAUCCACCUCUCAGUCCUGCGCGAGUACAUCGAGCUGGAAUUCAAGUGUCUCGAGUCCCAGUUAUCGUUUCCGUAUAACCUGGAGCGCAUAAUCGAUGACUGGAUCUUCCUCGGCUACCUCCUGGGGAACGACUUCAUUCCGCAUUUACCCAACAUGCACAUCCACGCUGAAUCCUUGACUACGUUGUGGGAUGCCUACCAAGUCGUUCUUCCUCAACUAGAUGGCUAUCUGCAUGAUUUUGGGCAACUCAAUCUGGAAAGAUUUCAUGUCCUUAUCUCGGAGUUGGCUAAGUUCGACCUGAACUGGUUUGAAGACAGGGCGGCAGACCAGCGGUGGAUGCAGGGUAAGCACGGGGCCCGGAUGGCGAGAGAGUUGGAGCAGCUGGGCAAGGGCAGCGCCAAGUCAAAAACCCCACCUUUGGCCGCUGCCGAAGCCAUUGCCCCGUUUUUCGGUGCCUGUGAUGACGCCGUCCCGCAGGACUGCGCGCUGGGGGAUUCCACCAAGUCGCCGCUUCCUACUGGCAGCAAAGACAAUGUGGACACGGAAUUGGCCGAGUUCUUUGGCGAACUGACUGCUGAAGGCUCCGUCAACAAAGAAGAGUCACAUGAAGCAGUCGAAGCCAGUGUCUUAUCUGAUGGCGAAGGCGAUGAUUCCGAAGACAGUGAAGAGGACUCCCAGGAGGAUGAGGAGGAGGAGGAGGAGGAAGGGGAUGGCGAUUUGGAAAACCUGGGUGAGAUCUGGCACGACAAAAACGGCGACUCCGUCAAUGCAUUUUCCGCAGAUGAAGACUUCGACGAAGACGCCGUUGCCUACCGCAUGCACCGGCAGUAUUACUACGCGGAGAAACUCAAAAUUGAUAUCCGCGGGGAGUCCAAAGCAGUCUCGAAGGACUUUGUGGAGGCAGCCUUGCUUCCGAUUUGUCGAGAGUACGUCAAAACGCUCCAGUGGGUGCUGGAUUACUACUUCACCACUGUCGUCGACUGGAAGUACUUUUACCCCUACCACUACUCGCCCUUCGCUUCUGAUCUCGUCAUCUUUACCAAAAGAUUCAUCAAAGGUGGCGUGGAUUAUGACAAUCGCGAAAACUGGGCCGGCUUCACGCCCAACACGAAACCCCUGCUCCCGUUUGAACAGCAGAUGUUCAUUAUGCCACCCUCGAGUGCAAGCAUCCUGCCUCCGCCUUACCGCUGGUUGUUGGCGACUUCGGGAACUCCAGUGUCGGAGUUCUUCCCGGAAGACUUUGAGACCGACAUCAACGGCAAAUUGGCUGAGUGGGAGGCGGUCGUGCUGAUUCCCUUCAUCGAUGAGGCAAAGAUGCUUGCUGCUAUGGCCCCGUGUACCCAACACCUCUCGCCCGUGGACGCAAAGCGAAACGUCCAUCGAGGUCACUUGCUCCUCCUGGCAAAAGACAGGCCUCGCUGCCUGUCCCCGGGGCUCGCCUUUGAAUCCCUGUUGUCGGAGGAGGUCGACGGCGAGUUCUUCCGUGCCCACGUUCUGCGCGACUCGAAGCGAUGCAACGAGGUCUACUGCAGUCUGCCUCGCCGCAUCGACCCCAGCUACCCAAGCCUUUCACGGAUCCCCUUCACGUUUGAGGUCAAGCGCGUCGGUGUGCAUACGUUCUCUUUCCCAAGCAAAUCGGAGAGUCUUCUGCUAACCGUGGAUCAUCCGGCCGGCCGGACCGCGCUUGAACCAGACAGUCUCAAAGUCUUGGCCAGGCGCUAUCUGGGCCGGGCCGUUGCCACUGGCUGGCCGUACUCGCGUUUCGUCACACCGAUAAUCAUAAUGGACGAAGAAGAAAUAUGGGAGGUCAGCACACAGGAAAGUCGAACGUCAUCCUCUCGAAUCGUCAACAGAAGCGCUCUCCGUCGGCUGGAUGAAAGCGAUCCGGAGUUGCCCUUCUGGGCGUCCGUGCGUUGGCUUCGCUCCCAAGCUGGUUGGACCGUCAACCGACUGAAGGAUCGCUGUGCGAUCACCUUCGCGGCAAGCCAGCCGCGCGCUGCGCUUAUCUGCGUCCCCACCAGUGCUUCCAUGUUCACCCUGGUGGUUCCGGACAAGCACAAUGGAGUGCGUGCUCCGACGGGGUGUCCGUUGGCGUGUGGUGUGUGGGCACAUUCAGACGUAUUUGUCCAAGCAUUUAGGAUGUGGACACGCGUCGCCGUGGCCGAUACGCCACCAGCCGAAGCCGUAAGUGAUCCUUCUCGAGUAAGGCCACCUUUUCACUCUCCCACUAGCCAACCCUCUCACUUUCGUCUGCGUCCCCUGUGCACGCGUCUUCCCACCAUCACGAAGCAGACAACCUUUGAGCCCGCGGGUUGUCGGCGCGGCGGAACUCGGCCUGCCAACAAGCAGUGCCUCACGGCCGACGCGAACCAAAGUCUCCGACUGGGCCCCAAACUCUCCUUGGAGAUCCUCGAUCUGACCGUCGACGCGGAGAGUUCGUCCCUGGAGCGCUCUUUUGAGGAACUUUUCCCGUCGGCUUCUAAUGUGGUGAUUUUCGGUGUGAAGAGGAAACGUUUCGGGUUGUUGGGGGAGAUUGCCGGCAUCGCGAAAAACGGCAAACUCUCGGUACAACUUUAUCCCGAUCCACCUCUCGCCAAAGAUCCGCAAACCGUCUCUCUGACUGCUCUGGAGGCGGACGAAUUGAGCUACCUGACGCUGUCGGAGAUGUCGCGCGAGCUCUGCCUCACGGUGCACAUCAUUCGCCGUCUCGUCGACGAUUUCAUGGUCCUCGUCCCGUCGCCCACCCCUGACGGCGGCAAAAAGGCCAAAGAACGACCAAAUCGUGCCAACAUUGGCUUGGGUUUGCAGAUGCACCGCAACUUUGCUGCUGUUGUCGGUUGGUCGCGGUUCUCCCAGCUGAAGAAGACGUGGGUUUACUCGCGCCGUGUUGUGGACGCAAUAGCCAAGUACUACGAGCUGUUCCCUGAGGUCGUCGACUUCAUCGGCCAAUGGGAUCCCAUGAGCGCCAUCCCCGAGAUCAGUGCUGUCUUCCCCACGGACACUUUCCACCGUUUCACCCAACUGCGAACGUUCCUUCGGGUGGAGGUGAAGAAGAACCGGACCGUCACCAACGCCGACGCCCCACUGCUGGACAAGGCGGGUCUCGUGGUUGUGGAGAACUCGCUCCUCCCCGGCACUACUCCACCCGCUUCCACGGACCGCAUCGUCGUUGAAGUCGCCCCAUGCGAUUUGUUUACGGUCCUGCCUGAAGGAGGUCGCCUUGUUCCUCGGUUUUACAUUGACUGGUUAAAAACCUGGGAGAAGGAAAUCGAUCGCUUUAGCCUCCUGGACAGGGUUAUCUACGUGGGACCGCAACACACCAUGUUUGGACUGGGCGGUUUUAUCAUCGGUGUCUACCCAAUCCUGGGGCAGGAGACUAUCGAAGUCAUGUUCGAUCGCGAGAUCGAGAAUGGCAUUUCUAUCAGGUGA
Mesocestoides corti is the source of this 4293-nucleotide messenger RNA. Lineage: Eukaryota; Metazoa; Platyhelminthes; Cestoda; Cyclophyllidea; Mesocestoididae. The record is from the annotation of a GenBank genome assembly.